AACCAAAUGCCUUUUUUCUCCCUAAGUCAUUCGCUCCCUCUCUCUCUCGCGGGUGUCGCCUUCGUUCUUCAGGGGCGCAAGAAUCAUCAAUUUCAGCGUCGGUCUCGAGAAAGGGAAUCGAAUCGAUCGAUGGCGUCGCAUCUGUGUCGAGCGGUGAUCAGAUCGUCGAGAUUGGCCUCCACCGCCGUCGGCAGAAGCUUCAGUAGCGAAGUAACCCAGCCCUCCUCCAAAUUUCCUCUCAUCAGCGAGCACACUGCCAAAUGGAUGCAGGAUACUAGCAAGAAAUCUCCAAUGGAGUUGAUCAAUGAGGUCCCGCCCAUCAAAGUCGAAGGCAGGAUAGUUGCUUGCGAAGGAGACAGCAAUCCUGCGCUGGGGCACCCAAUUGAGUUUAUCUGCCUCGACUUGGAUGAGCCUGCUAUCUGCAAGUAUUGUGGUCUGCGCUACAUUCAGGAGCAUCAUCAUUAGCAACCCGUCCUUUUCUUGUUUUUUGAUAGCCAAAACGACAUCCCUGGAUGGAUGUCUGGUAUUUGUCUUUGGAUGACAUGCCCUUUUUGGGGCGAACUAGUGCAUUUGUAUUGACAAUAAGGGUUAACCCCCCAGGGAUCAACUUUGUAAUUGCAUUUGUGAACGGAAUCGUCUUGCUAUUUUCUUAUUAAA
This is a messenger RNA of Eucalyptus grandis, 657 nucleotides long. RefSeq names its product NADH dehydrogenase [ubiquinone] iron-sulfur protein 6, mitochondrial. Gene Ontology annotation, biological process: mitochondrial electron transport, NADH to ubiquinone. Lineage: Eukaryota; Viridiplantae; Streptophyta; Magnoliopsida; Myrtales; Myrtaceae. The transcript has 3 exons. The record is from RefSeq and is a predicted model, not a curated record. Bases 7 to 465 code for a protein of 152 amino acids.